AUAACUAGGGUUUUUCUCACCGAAAUUUGGGACGAUAUUCAACCCCUCAUAAACCCCAAAAUUCCAGCAUUUCGUCUGCAGAAUUCAAUCGAUUUCCAUUUCUUUAUGUUCAUCUCGCAAACAUGAGUCAAAUGGAUUCAAAUUCAAAACCCACGAACAAUUCCAGAGAACUGGGCACGUACCACCCUCUCCUCUCGGAAUCCAUCGACCGGUUUCUUGUCGAAUUCCGGAACGGCGCGACGGAUUUCUCCAAUUUCACCUCCAUUUUCUCCCGUCUGCUCCACAAUUCGCCCGACCCACCUCUCGAAGUCGUUUGGUUUUACUCAGCAUUGACCUUCCACGCUGACAAGUCCACUGUCCAGGAUCCUUCGCAACGGGUCUGUGCGACGAAGGGACUCUUCCAGCUUCUUUCUUCUUGCUCCUGUUCUUGUAAUGCGGUCACAAAAGCUGCCGCGCUCGCUCCCGUUGUUUAUGAGCUGUGCUGUUUGUUGUCCGACGAAAAAUGUUCAAAGAGCGAGGCGGAGAGCUUACUGGAAGGGGUUAUUAGCUAUAUUAGCCUCUGUAAUACCCAAGAAGCCGAGGAAGACUACAGAUUAAGCUCGCAUUUUGUGGAUUUGUUAGGGGUAUGGAUGGUUGAUAGAAUUGGGGAGAGCAAUGGUGUACGGAUUGAUUAUUUUAGGGCUUUUUUCCCAAUUAUCAGUGAAGAAGUUCGAGGGAGCAUUGUUCUUGGAUGUGGUGUUGGGUACUUGGCCGGUGUGGUUAUGUGUGAGGCUUUCUUGUUGAGAUUGUGUCUCAUGUUCGAGAAAGGGCUUUCAAAAAUGGAGGUGGAGAAAAAUGCCCAUCAUUGCGCAGUCCAAAUGAUAACUGGGGUUCGAAGUCUUUACUUACUAGAUGUCCUGCUCAAGAUGCUGCUGGAACCAGUUUUGCCUGUAAACUAUCUAUUGGGUCCUGAAAAUGAAGUGUUUUUAAGAGAAGUCUUGUAUGAUGCUGUGAUAACGGUGGAAUAUUCAUUCUUCAAUCCUGGGGGUAGGAUUUUGCUAUCAAACAAGCAGCUUACAAAUCUGGCUCUGAUGUGGUUGUGUGUUGCUGACAGUGCAAUACAGUUUGUUAGGGAAAACAGUAAUCAGACCAAACUUUUCUCUUACUUAACUGCAUUCUCCAAAUCAUGCCUACCUUCCCAGUUGCUCAAGUGGGUUUCUAAUCAAGCAGGGAUGGAGGAGGCAGGAAUCAGAAAUCUUUCAACCCCUGCAUCUCUUAUCAAGUGGCUGCUAAUUGUACAAGAUCAAGGCUUGGAAAUAUUUGAAAGUGACAUCUGCAAGAUUUAUGCCAAAGCUGUAGUUUGUAAGCCAACAGUAGAAUACAAUAUACCAGCUGUGAACUUAGCUGCUCCUGGAUUGUUGAAAUCAACACCAAUCAAUGGUGUAAGAAAACGCGAAGAAGGAAGCAAGGUUGAAGGGCAAAAACCAUUUAAGUGUGUCAAGUUUGCUUCUCAUGAUAAUUCAAUGAUUGAGAAGUUAUUCCCUUCGGUUAAUGAUGGUGGUUUGAGUAGUGGAAGUGAGGUUGAUAAUCCAGUUUCUGAUGAAGAUAUGCAAGAUAUAGGAGGCAUGGAAGAUAUGGAGCAAGAAAUUCUUAUUGAUACAUCAUCAUGAGGAUGCUUGACUGGCAAACCUGACAGCUUCGCAGAUUGACUAGAACAGAUAAGAGACGCAUUGCAACUCAUUUUGCUGACAUCAAUUGAUUUCCAAUCUUAUACAUGAUAACUUACUACAGACUUGUAUGCUAUCUUACUAUGUCAAGCCAUUAAACAUUUGUGGCUGAAGAAGUCAGUUUUGGCAUAUUAAGAUCGCUUCUCACAUCGGCAUCUACUCUUGUUUUCUACUAAAAUCUAUAAUUCUAUAUCCUUCUCUGUAUCAAAGUAUCCUAGUUAUGCAAUACAAAGCAGUUAUAUGU
Rubroshorea leprosula is the source of this 1950-nucleotide messenger RNA. Lineage: Eukaryota; Viridiplantae; Streptophyta; Magnoliopsida; Malvales; Dipterocarpaceae. The record is from the annotation of a GenBank genome assembly.